Molecule: messenger RNA, 1383 nt
Organism: Drosophila mojavensis
Lineage: Eukaryota; Metazoa; Arthropoda; Insecta; Diptera; Drosophilidae
Exons: 2
Coding region: 443-1072 (209 amino acids)
Biological process (GO): cell surface receptor protein tyrosine kinase signaling pathway; intracellular signal transduction
Source: RefSeq, a predicted model, not a curated record
UCAGAAAUCAGUGCAUAUAAAAUGAGUAUUUGAUUUCACCUGAUGCAUAUAUUUGUUUGGCUUUCUUGGAUUGAAAAUUUUAUAGGGUAAAUAAAUAUUAUUGUUUAUAAUUCAUAUCUUUAUGAUAUUCACAUAUGGUCAUUUUAUACAUACAGACACACACACACUCGAACACACACACACACACACAUUGUCACGUCUGCUGAGCUGCGCAUUAAGCACUUUUUAAUUAAUAGACGCUCCGGCAGUAGUCCAGACACUGCCGCUGUGGGCGCAGGCACAGUGGCUCAGUGGCUCAGUCUUUGCUCAGACAUCGAGAAGAUGCGGCGCGACGGCAACGAACUAGAACGAGAAAUCAAAUUAAGCUAAGCAGAGAUUGGCUCCAAUUCCAUUCAGGCAUUCAGUCAUUCAGCUAUUCAGCCAUUCAGCCAUUGAGUACGCCAUGUGCUGGUGCGCACGUGUCUAUUGGACGGUUCUACAGAAUCUGUUCGCGCGCCUCUUCAACAGCCUCACGGAUCGCAACUGCGCCAGUGGCUAUCGGCGGAGCUGCUGUGUCUGCUGCGGCAGCUACAGGCGCCAGCCCGGUGACAGCGACAGCGACGCCGACGCCGAGAGCGACGCGGCCAAACAAGUUUCAGAAUCGAUCGUUGAUGACGACCUGCGACGAGCAGCACCACACGAUUAUGUCAUAGUGGAUGAAGCCGAUGCCAACUAUGUGGAGAUCGAGCAGCGUCAAAUCGAAACUGAGCAAUAUUACUUCACCGUGGACCGCAGCAUGGCCGAGCGCAUGCUCUACCAGCGAGAGGACGGCGCCUGUCUAGUGCGUCCCUUCAAGGCGACGGACGUGUGCAUCAAGUACAUUGUGAGCAUCUGGGCGGGGGGUAACUAUUAUCACCUGUUUGUGCGGCAAAUUGAUAUGCGCCAGAGAUUCGCCAUUGGCCAGUGGAAGCCGCACGAGCGCCACUUCAGCUCGCCAUGCGAGAUCAUUGAGUUCUACGCGGAGCACCCGCUGCUCUGCACCAACAAGGAGCGCAGCCAAAGCGUGCGACUGAAGCCCAUCAGUUAUGCCUAGCCAAAAUAUCGACAUCUUAUGCUUAGAGUUUAGGUUAAGUUUAUUGGAAUUACGAGUAAGAGUAAGAUAAAUUAUGUACAAAUUGCGUAACUUAAGCUAGUUAAGUAGGCAGCUGGGUCAGCUAGGUGGCCACGACUGCCUUGAAGGCGCACCGGUUGUUCUGCAUCAGAGCGGGCCAGAGGAAGGCCUUGAUCAGGUCCGAGCGACGAUCGGACUGCGGGUGGCGUUCGUGCUUCUCGGGACGCAGAAAGCCUAGAUAAUAAUAACAUAAAUAUGUAUUAAUAGUAAAUUUAAUUAAAUAUGUAAAUUAA